Messenger RNA from Pseudopipra pipra, 3184 nucleotides. It is a transcript of the gene SCTR, whose product is annotated as secretin receptor. Gene Ontology annotation, biological process: cell surface receptor signaling pathway; adenylate cyclase-modulating G protein-coupled receptor signaling pathway. Gene Ontology annotation, cellular component: plasma membrane. NCBI's taxonomy places the organism in Eukaryota, Metazoa, Chordata, Aves, Passeriformes, Pipridae. The record is from RefSeq and is a predicted model, not a curated record. Gene Ontology annotation, molecular function: vasoactive intestinal polypeptide receptor activity; peptide hormone binding; secretin receptor activity.
AUGCUCUCUAGAGCUCAGCAGCUGGAGAGAAACAUUGGCUAAGGAUGGUCAAAGCUGGGAAGGAAAAAAGCAAGGAGGGAAAAGGACGAAGUGAAAAGAGCUAGGAGCCACACUGGAGAGUAUAAACAUCCUGGUGACCUCUGAUGCACAAGGUAUGAAGAAAACAGACUGUCAUUGACUAUGUGGACAAUCUGGGUGAUAAUCUUCUGGAUUUCAACUGUCCCGAUCAAAGCUGUUCCACCUGUCUGUGACCUCCUGAGCGUCCUGAAAAGGGAGGAAGAAAAGUGUGCUGAGACUCUCUCCCUGGAGGCACAGAACAGAACGACUGAAAAUGAUCUGCUCCUGAGCUCAGGCAGGUGUGCUGGAAUGUGGGAUAACAUGAGUUGCUGGCCUUCAUCCACUGUGGGACAGACUGUCAAUGCUCACUGCCCUGAAUUCUUCCAGAUGCUGACUGGGAAAAAAGGUUUUGUCUACAGAAAUUGUACAAGUGAGGGCUGGUCAGACCCAUAUCCGAGACCUGAUAUUGCUUGCGGCUACAAUGUCAAUGACACGACCAACGAGGCAAGACGUUCCUAUUUCAUGACCUUGAAGACCAUGUACACCGUCGGAUACUGCACCUCCCUCGUGACGCUAAUGAUAGCCUUAGCGGUCCUGGCCUCUUUCAGAAGACUUCGCUGCACAAGGAACUACAUCCACAUGCAUCUCUUCACAUCGUUCAUUUUGCGAGCCUCAUCCAACUUCAUCAAGGAUGCCGUUUUGUUUUCCUCCGAAGACAUAAAUUACUGUGGGGCACAAACGGCUGGCUGCAAGCUCACCAUGGUCUUCUUUCAGUAUUGCAUCAUGUCUAACUACAGCUGGCUCCUCGUGGAGGGACUGUACCUCCACACUCUCCUGGUUAUUUCUUUCUUCUCGGAAAGGAAGUUCCUCUGGUGGUUCAUUGUCCUCGGAUGGGGUGCCCCAGCUGUGUUCGUGACUGCAUGGGCGACUGCCAGGCAGCUCCAUGAAAAUAUUGGGUGUUGGGACAUUAACACUAAUGCCAAUACCUGGUGGAUCAUUAGAGGCCCCAUAGUUUUGUCUAUUUUUAUUAAUUUCAUUCUCUUUGUCAACAUUUUAAGAAUCUUGAUGAGGAAGCUCAGCUCACCUGAAAGACGGAGCAGUGAUUUCAACCAAUACAAGAGACUUGCAAAGUCAACGCUCCUCCUCAUCCCUCUCUUUGGCGUCCACUACAUCAUCUUUGCUUUUUUCCCUGACGAUGCAAGCAGCGGCACAAUGGAAAUUCAGUUGUUUUUUGAAUUGGCUCUUGGAUCAUUCCAGGGCUUUGUUGUGGCUGUACUUUAUUGUUUUCUUAACGGUGAGGUUCAGCUGGAAGUUCAGAGAAAAUGGAGGCAGUGGUAUUUAAGCAAACACUUGCGUCAGCAUCUCAGCACCUCAGCGAGUAACGGAGGAAGUGGCUUGACUCAAGAGAUGCACAUGGUGAGGUCGAGCCCACCAGAGCACAGGAGGGAAACCCUCCAAAGAUCAAGCGUGCUUUAACACUGUAUGCCUGGAGGAUACCUCGAUGCUCAGACACACAUGGCUAAGUCCCAUGGGCUGAGCUGGGAGUCUUGUGUACGUAUCCAAAAGCAGGACUUGGCUGUAGGUCAACAGUUCUUGAAGCACAUCUGUUCAUGUAUAUCCUGUGUAGCACCACAGUUAUUUUGCAAAGCAAAAUGGGCCAAAACUCUUCCUUGAGCUUCUGGCCACAGUAAUUUGUGUUUCUUUCCACAUUGGUAUUUUUCAGCUGCUAUUUCCACCUUAAAUGUGACCUUUCAUUUUCCACGUGGCUCUCCAACAGCUUCCAGGCUAAUCCAGGCUGGUGAAUUUUAGUUGUUCUCCAUUUCUUCUGCUGUGGAAGCUGGGAGGACAUUCAAUUUUAAAUGAUGAAGGUUACACGUCAUCCUUAAACACAGCCUGUGGGUUUGAAAUGCAAAAUUAACACGUACCUAAAAUUUAUCAAGGUUCAAAAGCUUUCUUCCUUUGCCUCUUUUAACAGUGGAGACCUUGGAAACAACAGUGGUUCAAUUUGGAUAUUGGUAUCAUUUUGAAACGGUAAAAAAGCUGUUAUUGCAUAUUCCAAGAGUGGCCAAAAAAACUUCAGAAAGAUAGCUCAUUCCUAUUGUGUUUGUACCUCUGAGACUGGUCCAUUUUGUCUUUGAAGGGAAGAAAUGAAAGUACUUGAGAUGUUUAAAACUCAAUUGAAAUGGACAGUAGAACCUGUCUGGUGAAAAAAAAUACCAUAUUGGCUACCAAAAAUCUCUUUAGAGCCUACAAUCACCCAGUGUGCUGAAAUCUGCAAGACUGUGCACUGUAAUAUGCUGUCACAAGGUAUUGGAGCUAUUACAGCUUUAUGUUCUAAAGGACAUAAACAAGAAAUUUCUUGGUUUAAAUGGGAAAAGGAUAAAAUAGUUGUCCGAGAAAUGCAACCAAGUCUCCUACUUGAUUUUGUAUCUGCAGUUUCUUAGUUGGGGCGAUUCUUGGCUGGGUUUCUUCAAGGGCAAAGAUGACUGAAUGGAAAGCAAAGGUGUUUAUCACUUCUCCCUCCUCCUGAUCACCUAAAGACAUUGACAAAACAUUCAUGGUAUGUCCAAUGCUGCCUGAGCGGCAUUUCCCAACCCCCUCUGCCAAAACUGCCCUAACGAGCUUUUAAUCACACCAAAUGCCUACACGGUAGGCUUCUGCCAUUUUAUCAGAAGGCAAACAAGCAGAGAAGUUCAAAGGAUGCAUUCAAGGUUAAAUAACCUGUAUACAAGCAGGUUUUUGAGUGCUAUUAGCACUGUUUAAAACUGACAUUAUUCAGGAAAUUUUUUUUCGAAGUAGCAAGCUUUCAAGUUGACUUUGUCCUUUAAAACUCAGCCAAAACAAGUGGAAGGAAGAGCAGAAGCAGGAUCAGUCCUGUGACCAAGGGAGAAGUAAAAGCCCCUCCAUGAACAUUUAAGAAAAAGAUCUCAUUUUUGCUGACUCACCAAGCCAAGCAGAGCCUCCAACCUUCUCGGGGGUUCGCUCUGUCCCAGCGCAUUUAGCAAGUCAGAUACUUCUGAAAACAUAUAACCUUAAUUUUCUCUCAGGCAUACGAAUGCGACCAAGAAGAAUGAGACAACUUGUAUGUUCCCUGUCUGAGAAUUAAACAUUCAUCAAUCAAGCCAAA